Messenger RNA from Salvelinus namaycush (lake trout), 3899 nucleotides. RefSeq names its product V-type proton ATPase 116 kDa subunit a2-like. Lineage: Eukaryota; Metazoa; Chordata; Actinopteri; Salmoniformes; Salmonidae. The record is from RefSeq and is a predicted model, not a curated record. Bases 584 to 2914 code for a protein of 776 amino acids. The transcript has 18 exons. Gene Ontology annotation, cellular component: plasma membrane; vacuolar proton-transporting V-type ATPase, V0 domain; vacuolar proton-transporting V-type ATPase complex. Gene Ontology annotation, molecular function: ATPase binding; proton-transporting ATPase activity, rotational mechanism. Gene Ontology annotation, biological process: proton transmembrane transport; vacuolar acidification.
AGUUGUAUGAAAUGACGUGGAAUUUGUAACUUGCCUACAAGCGCUAUAUCAAAGUACGCAUGAUUUAGAGAGUAUUUAAUAAAACGAGCUACUGUAGUCUUUAUUGAAGUUUUAAGUUUAAAUGUGCUUAUAGUCAUAGUUUGCUAUCAAACAUGAUUGUUUCUAGUGUUAGUUAGCUAACAGUAGCUUCUGCUAACUACGACAACUAAAUUGAGAAGAGUUCACGGAAACAGAGCUAGCUAGCCUAAGUGACAGAGCUCCUACUAGCUAGGAUCUUCUGGUUCUCUAUCGAUAGCUACGUUAUAUGGCUACAGCAAGAUGACUUCAACAACCACUUCGACGGGAACGUCUUGAGAUUGUACUCGAGACGUGUCACUGAUUAGCCAAUGAUUGACACGGUGUUGAAGCGAAUGCUCAUCAGUAGUUUGUUAGCUAGCAUGCUAGGUAGCUACUUCCAACGACGCCGGAGCCCGCAUUUAUAAGCCUACCCAGUUAAGUGGUUUGCGCUCGAGACUAACGUUAGUUAGCUGUAGUUGAAGCUAACUAGCCGGUUUUAUUGUAAGGACAAGAGCAAGCUGUCAAGAUGGGUUCGUUGUUCCGAAGUGAAGAGAUGUGUUUGGCCCAGAUGUUUCUGCAGUCUGGAUCGGCAUACGACUGCAUUAGCGAACUGGGAGAAAUGGGUCUGGUGGAAUUCAGAGACCUCAACCCCAGCGUAAACCUAUUCCAGCGGAAGUUUGUCACUGAGAUAAAACGAUGUGAGGAAAUGGAGAGAAUUCUAGGGUACCUUCUAAGGGAAAUCAAGAGAGCAGACAUCCCACUUCCAGAGGGAGAAGUGAACCCGAUUGCACCCCAGCCCAAGCAUGUCCUGGUUAUAAUGGAGCAGUUGCAGAGGCUGGAGGUGGAGCUGAGCGAGGUGACCAGGAAUAAGGAGAAACUACAGAAGAACCUCCUGGAGCUGACCGAGUACACACACAUGCUGCGCAUCACACGCAACUUUGUGCACCGCAGCGCAGAAGGUGAGCCAACUAAGAGUGUGGUGUUCCUCAUCUCCUAUUGGGGUGAGCAGAUCGGACAGAAAGUCAAGAAGAUCUGUGACUGCUACCACUGUCACGUGUAUCCAUACCCUAACAGCAAUGAGGAGAGGAAUGACGUUGUGGAGGGACUCAGAACUCGCAUCCAGGACCUGCACACUGUUCUCCAUAGGACAGAAGACUACCUGAGACAGGUGUUGAACAAGGCCUCUGAGUCUGUCUACACCUGGGUCAUCCAGGUCAAGAAGAUGAAGGCCAUCUACUACAUCCUCAACCUGUGCAGCUUUGACGUCACUAACAAGUGUCUGAUAGCCGAGGUGUGGUGCCCUGUCAACGACCUGCCGACCCUGCGGCGGGCGCUAGAGGAAGGCUCGAGGAAAAGUGGAGCCACAGUGCCUUCUUUUGUCAACCGUAUCCCCAGCAACGACACUCCGCCCACCCUGAUAAGGACCAACAAGUUCACCUCAGGCUUCCAGAGCAUAGUGGAGGCCUAUGGAGUGGGAAACUAUAGAGAGGUUAACCCAGCUCCUUACACAGUCAUCACCUUCCCCUUCCUGUUUGCUGUGAUGUUUGGAGACCUGGGCCAUGGUAUGAUCAUGGCUCUGUUUGCUCUCUGGAUGGUGCUGUAUGAGGACAACCGCAAACUGAAGCGCACAAGAAACGAGAUCUGGAACACGUUCUUCGAGGGCCGUUACAUCAUCCUGAUGAUGGGCUUGUUCUCGGUCUAUACCGGCCUCAUCUACAACGACUGCUUUUCCAAGUCUCUCAACAUCUUUGACUCAGGCUGGAGCGUCAACGCCAUGUUUAAAUCUGGAAAUUGGACUUGGGAUUCCACGCUCCGCACCAAUGCCUUUCUGACCCUUGAUCCCAUUGUCCCUGGGGUUUUCAAUGGACCCUACCCUUUGGGCAUUGACCCGAUUUGGAACCUGGCGUCAAAUCGUCUGACCUUUCUGAACUCCUACAAGAUGAAGAUGUCUGUGAUUGUGGGUAUCAUUCACAUGAGCUUCGGGGUCAUCCUAGGUGUCUUCAACCACCUACACUUCAGAAAGAAGUUCAACCUGUACUUAGUAUUCCUCCCGGAGCUGCUGUUCCUGCUGUGUCUGUUUGGCUACCUGGUCUUCAUGAUCAUCUACAAGUGGCUGGCCUUCUCUGCCCGUGACUCCCAGAUGGCCCCCAGCAUCCUCAUCCACUUCAUCAACAUGUUCCUCAUGCAGGGGGACGGGGUGCCGCCCCUCUUCCCAGGACAGGUUGGGCUGCAGGUGUUCCUGGUGGUAAUUGCUCUACUAUCAGUGCCUGUCUUACUGCUGGGGAAACCAGUUUACCUCUACUUGCUGCACAACGGAGGAGCCAACCUCAUGGGAAUGUACAGGGGUUAUGAGCGUGUGCGGCGGCACAGUGAGGAAGAGCUUUCCCUGAUGAGAGCUCAUGACAUGGAGGAGGGCAGUGUCCACAAUGACCUCUCCACCAGCAGAGAGCAGCAGAAAGAGGAGUUUGACUUUGGGGAUGUGUUCCUGCACCAGUCUAUUCACACCAUAGAGUACUGCCUGGGCUGCAUCUCCAACACAGCCUCCUACCUGCGCCUCUGGGCUCUGAGUCUGGCACAUGCCCAGCUGUCGGAGGUGCUGUGGUCCAUGGUGAUGCGGGUGGGCCUGCGGAUGAACACCAGUCUGGGCAUCAUGUUUCUGGUGCCAGUGUUUGGGAUAUUCGCUGUGCUAACUGUGUCUAUCCUCCUGGUUAUGGAGGGACUGUCUGCCUUCCUCCAUGCUCUCAGGCUGCACUGGGUGGAGUUCCAAAAUAAGUUCUACAGUGGGACUGGAAUCAAGUUUGUUCCCUUUGCCUUCUCCCUCCUGCCCUCUAGCUUUGAGCAUGAUGACUUGCUGUGAAUGGGACACAAUGCUCCCGCCCUCCGAGGCAAACUGCCACAAUGUACCAGCAGGAUCCAGUGCUAUUGAGCUAGCCUGCGUACCAGUCUCUUUGUGCCAUCAUGCCACUCCUUUUCAUGCCAAACAUGAUCAUCUACAAGUGGCUGGCCUUCUCUGCCCGUGACAUAUGAUGGCACAAAAAGAUUUGUACUCUGACUACUAUUGAGCCUCAUCGAUGUACAGUUCAGUUUCAUAGUGUUUUUUUAAAUACUAUUUGUUGUACUGACUGACUGCCUUACAUAUGUACAAACAAAUGUCAACAUAUCAUGCUCUAUUUUCAAUUGAAUGAUAUUCUGGUUCUGUUACCAAAACUUUGCAAAGAAAAGCCUCAUUCAGUCUUGGUUGAAAAUGAAAAGUAUUUUUGGAUGAAUGUAGGAGCGAGAUGUACAUUUUAUUUUAUAGAAAUAAAGUUGGAAUGAGAGAAUAGCAUUUGAAUGACUACGACAGGCUUAAAAACUAUAGUGGUGCAUACAUUCAAGAGAAAAUGUAUGAUUACUGUUGUGCUGAAUGUUAACAAAAUGUCCUAACACAUGUUGCCUAUGCCUCCAUCGCUUUGUGGGAGACUACUCUUAAAACUGUACAUUCCAUCGAUGGAAAUUUAACGUAUUGCUCAAGACAUCCUUUCACAGAGAUAGUUCUGCUGGUCAAGAGCCAAUUUAAUGACACCAACAAUCCCUGAUUAGGAAUAAGGCCAGAAAAGCAGGUACUGGACCAGUGCAGCGAUCAAUUCUUGCUGAAGCCUUUUCCUAUAUUCCCAUCCUGUAGCACCAUAGCAGGAGAAUGUCGUUUUUGCUGUUGGGUAAUGGCAUUGUACCUUCAAGAUGAAAAGAAAAGGGGUAUAAUUUAUUUUAUUGGAUUUUUAAAAUAUAUAUAUAUACAGUACCAGUCAAAAGUUUGGGUUUUUCAUUAUUUUUACUAUUUUUUACAUUGUAGAAUAAUAGUGAAG